Messenger RNA from Gymnodraco acuticeps, 1594 nucleotides. RefSeq names its product anti-Mullerian hormone (gene amh). Gene Ontology annotation, molecular function: growth factor activity. The record is from RefSeq and is a predicted model, not a curated record. Lineage: Eukaryota; Metazoa; Chordata; Actinopteri; Perciformes; Bathydraconidae. Gene Ontology annotation, biological process: gonad development.
UGUUCAGACAGAUAGAAUGAAGAUGUUUGUGGAUGUGUUCUGUGUCGCAGCGCUGAUGCUCUGCUGCUCCAGGCUCUCCCACGGACGGCCUCCGGCCCACAGCCCCUCACUCACAGAGCACACCUUUCCAACAACAGCAUCCACAGUCUCUCAUCCCGCCCCUCACUAUGCACCGUGCUUUGUGGAUGACAUAUUUGCAGCGCUGCGUGAAAGUGUUGGUAACGAUGAUGAACUCACAAACUCCAGUGUGAAUCAGUUUGGAGUCUGCACGGCAUCUGAACGCUCAUCAGUCUUACUGCAGCUUGCUAAGGAAACACAGAGAAACCAUAGGGAUGGAUUGGAGGUUUUGCCUCCAACUGGAGUGAUUUUGGCAGAGGAAAAUGAAAGAGGAGCGCUCUUGUUGACCUUUGACCUCCCACAGUCUCCAUCGCUCAAGCCGAACCCCGUGCUGCUCCUGGUGUUUGAAAGUCCGCUCACAGGAGGAAACCUGGACGUCACUUUCUCCAGUCCGUCGCUGCAUCCUAACACACAGUCUGUGUGCAUUUCAGAGAAAACACAGUACAUAAUGCUUACAGGAAAAGCAUCAGAGGGUGGCGUUCACCACAGAUGGAGGAUGUCUAUUGAAACAAAAAAGCCUGAUAUGAACCAAAGCCUACGAGACAUUCUUAUUGGUGGAAAAUCAGGAAGUACCACCAGCAUGACUCCACUUCUGCUUUUCUCUGGGGAAGGAGGAACAGAAACAAGAUAUACCCACACUUCAUCCCCGGCCUCCUCACAGACCCCUUUUCUCUGUGAGCUGAAGAGGUUCCUGAGUGACGUCUCGCCUCAGGACCCCCCUGAGUCCCCCGCCCUGCAGCUGGACUCCUUAGACUCCUUAGACUCCUUAGACUCCCUGCCCCCCCUGCCGCUCGAUCUGUCCUCCAGUGACACCCUGCUUGCUGAACUGAUCAACUCCCCCUCCCCGACCAUCUUCUCCUUCACCAGCCGGGGCUCCAUGUUUCAGGUGCAUCUUGGGGAGUUGGCCAUGUCUCCUGCUCUGCUGCAGGAUGUGAAGCAGAGGUUGCAGCAGACUGUGACGCAGGUGACGGAGGUCAUAGAGACGGAGGGGGAGGUCGGCUGCAGAGCCACAAAGAGGCUGCGAAGGCUCACCGAACUCAGUGCGUUUCCAGAGAAGGAGCCUGCAGCAGGAGCGAGCCAGUACCGUGCUUUCCUUCUGCUGAGGGCCCUGCAGAUGGUGGCCCGUGGAUACGAGAUGCAGAGAAGCCUGCGAUCCACCAGAGACAGCACUGGCAAGCAAGUGAACGCCACCACGUGCGGGCUGAAGAGCCUCACCGUGUCCCUGUUCAACGCAUUCCUGGGUCCCAACACGGCUAGAAUCAACAACUGCCAAGGCCUGUGCGUUUUCCCCCUGAGCGACCCCAUCUACCACACCUUGCUGCUCAUCUCCUACAUCGAGAAUGGGAACGUGAAGGAGCGGGCCCCCUGCUGUGUGCCCAUAGCCUACGAUGCCCUGGUUGUGAUCAAAGUGAAACUAGAAGGGACUUACAUCUGCCUCCAACCAAACAUGUUGGCGACGAAGUGCGGAUGUCGCUGA